Molecule: messenger RNA, 3347 nt
Organism: Ictalurus furcatus (blue catfish)
Lineage: Eukaryota; Metazoa; Chordata; Actinopteri; Siluriformes; Ictaluridae
Exons: 2
Coding region: 1269-2987 (572 amino acids)
Source: RefSeq, a predicted model, not a curated record
UAUAUCAGAGAUAUGUCACCUAGGUCCUCUCCCAGGCAAAGUCAGGUGAGAAUGAUGAAGAAAAGAAGUAGUUGGUUUUUAAAAACCUAAACCGACGCUAGGGCAAUUCUAAGGGUAUUGAGGAAUGUUUAAAGGAAGAACAUAAUGGUUGUCAAAAUAAUGUCCGGUGUAAACUUAAUGGUUGUUGAAAUUGAUGAAAAUGAGGACAUAAUGGGCAUUGGGAUGUAAAUAUGGUUAUACCUAUUGGUAUUAAAAAUAGACAUGGAGGGCGGAGACUCAUAGCACAACACUGUAUAAAAAGGGGGGCCCCACUCUAGGGUUUUCAGAUCACUUUUGGGACAUCUCAAACGGUGUGGAUCUCGUGUGGUGGAACAAUAAACUUGGACCUUUGCUUUUUCUCACUCUCUGGUUCUGUGUGGUACUUUACUCUUCCAAAAGUCAGCUAGUUGAUGCCUGCCGUCUGUGUGGAAAGAAAAAAGGAAAAGAAGAAAAAUGUGUGUGUGUGCGCACUUCAGAUUGAGCUGAGUAACAUAGAACAGUGUGAGUUUUUUGUUUUAAAAAUUUGUUUUAAUGUUUUGAAUCUGGUACGGACUUUCUGUGGGCUGUGUGUAUUAUAAUUUUAUUGGUAUCAAUAACUGCUGUGUGAGUGUUUUAAAAAUUGGGGGAGCAUGCAAGAACAUUGUAAAUAUUUUAGGCAUCUGUCAGACUGCCCAUUGUGUGAAUAAGAACUUCUAGACCAGUAAUAUAUAACAAAAUUGUUGAGAAAUCAGUGAGUCAGUCCAUUGGGACCUUUCCUUUAUAUUCCAUAAAUUAUGAAGGUGUUGUUCAGUUAAAUGACAGAUAAUAAUACAAUUUAAUUUUUGUUUAAUUACCCAAAAUUGGGUAAUAUUGAAUAGGUAAAUAUUAUGUCUAAGAAUAUUGUAAACAUGUAAGAAUUGCCGGACUGGCCGUUGUGUGAAGCUGUGUGAAACAGUUAAACUUAAGAUUUAUAAGAUUAAUUGAAGCAUUUACUUAAUUAAUUAAUCGUCAUAAGUAAAUUGAUUGAAUGUAUGUACUCUGAGUGUAUGUGAGUCCCUAGGGAGGCUGGCUGGGCCGAGUACGGAUGGAAGGGAAAAGCGGGCAUAAAUCGGUACGAGAUAGGCUAAGCAGGCUGGAACAGCAGGACAAGGUAAGAGGAAAACAUUUGGCUGUGAGGGAUAACUUAGUGGAUUUAGGGGGCAUGUACAACAGACUCUAAGGGCUGAGAGGUGUGAGACACGGCCAGAGUUAUGGCUGAAGGUAAGAAAAAGAUGAGCCCGAUAGAGAGGGUGAUAAGCAAACACUGCACAGAUGAGAAAGACAUUAGGCAUUAUUGUAAAAAAUGGAGUGAGAAGACUAGUGGUGAGUGGAAAUGGCCCGAGGAAGGUACUUUUGAUGAACAGCUAUGCCAGAUAAUGAAAGAGAGAUUAGCUGUAUGGAAUGAACAGAAAAAAGGCUUGAGAUUGAGGGAGAAAUAUGUGAAGACAGAGAAGAUAGUGGACUGGUUUGAGGAGGCAGGGAAAGAGGAGAAGGAGAAGGAUAGACGGCAGAGAGAACGAGCAGAGGCGGUGAUACGGAAGAAAGAAGAAAAGGAAGCAAGCCUAGGAAAAAAGAUAAAAGAGGCCGUUCAGAAGGAAUGGGCCGAGGCCCCGCCCUCAUAUAACCCUCAGUACCAUCCUCCAGCGAGGCCUGUCGGAAGUGCCCCACCUGCCGGGCUCUACAUGAUGCAAGACCUGGAAGACAGAGAAGAUGAAUGGAAGGAAACUGAGGUGGACAUACAGGGAACAUUCACCGGAUACCAGAGAAUGAGGCAUCGCAUGCGGGAGGAUGGAGAACCUAUCAAAAUGGAAGAAGGAGCUGCCGAAUACGAGGAUAGAACCCCGGUCGAGAGCGAAAGCCCACGGCUGGACCUCCCACAGGUAGGCAACAAAGAGAGGGACAGGGAACUACAGGAGUAUAUGAAAGACUGGACCCACACUCGGUGGCCGGAGCACGGGGAGAUUCCCCCCAGCACUAGCACCCCGAGGCCAGGGUCACUGCCGAGGGUACACAAGCAAAAAGACAAGAGACUGGGGGAAAUACAGGAGCAGGAGGGGCAUGGGACCAGGGGCAAUCAAGAAGGUCGUAGGAGCGAGAGAGGGCACGAGGGUGGAAACAGAGCACGAGGGGCUCCACAUACCACAGGAGGAGGAAAAAGUGAGCCGAGAGACAAUGUGGGGCGGGUGGUCCGUAUAGAGGGGGAUGUGGUGCUCUCCCCAUAUGCUAUCGAGGAGGAUAAGGAAUUGGAGGGCAGGAUUCAACGGCUAGAGGACGGGAUAUCAUACGGCGUGGGUAAAAUGGAUGAAUUGAAAAAUCUCGCAGGUCAAGCGUUCCAAAUGGCGACUGCUGUGAAAAAUAAGUAUGCGCACAAGCCCCGUUUGGGAGAGUCAAAAUCACAGAGGUCGAGAAGAGCACUGAACCAGUCAGCAGGGAAACAUGUGAAGAGCCUGAGUAAGGCCUCAAAAGUCCUAAUAUAUCACAAGCAGAAGAAGAAGCAAGUGAGUUCAGACAUGGAUCUGGACGAACAAGUGGGGACUGAGAGCGAGGGGACUGACACAGACAACGAAGGAAAAGUUGAACAAGACAUCAGUGAGGAGGAAGACUUGGAGCCUAGAGGAGCUAGAUCACUACGGAGCAGGGCAAGCCUGAAGCCCCCAGUGAGAUUCGAACCUGGUAUCACAGCAUACUUGGCGCAUGCCCGCUCCCAGUCGGAGCCCAGCCUUACUCAGGUUGGGGGGUCACCCCCAGGUCAGAUGAUGCCCCUCAUGGUUAAAGGAAAAGCCCUACAUUAUGCACCCUGGAAUUUCAUGGACCUAACGGGCCUGAUCCAACGACUACCCAACAUGUGUGAAGGGGGGCAGAAAUGGAUUAGAAAUGGAUCAGAAAUGGAUUGUUUGAGGAAAAAACAUCAGGACAGCACCUGGCGAUAGGCGAUAUCAAAGCCAUUCUCUGCCAAACAGUGGGCAAGGGACGGGCUGAAGAAAUUUUCGAUGGGGCAGAACACAGGGAUUUGAUAGACGACCCCAAGGCUGAUGCCAUCCCGUUUGGCCUGUACCGACAAGAAAUAUGGGAUGCUGUGAGGAGUAUGUUUCCGGCUAAGAUGGACCCUGGGAAGCUCGAAAAUAUAAAACUGAAAGACGAAGAAAACGUGAUAACCUUCAUACAAAAGUUUCAAGAUAAAUGGAGGGAUGAAACGGGUGCCAAAUGGGACGAUUCAGUGGCAAGUGUGGGACUGUUCAAACUGCUAUUGAAGAAGGCUCUCCCUGGGGAGGUACAGAAGAAGUUAGAGG